Glycine soja is the source of this 2304-nucleotide messenger RNA. RefSeq names its product pentatricopeptide repeat-containing protein At3g22470, mitochondrial-like. Bases 165 to 1802 code for a protein of 545 amino acids. NCBI's taxonomy places the organism in Eukaryota, Viridiplantae, Streptophyta, Magnoliopsida, Fabales, Fabaceae. The transcript has a single exon. The record is from RefSeq and is a predicted model, not a curated record. Gene Ontology annotation, molecular function: protein binding.
UAUUGUAGAUGACCUAACGUGCCUUCCAUAGUUCCAUUCCAUGAAUAACACAGCCUUGCCUCCGUGCGCCGAAGCUGAAAUCGGCGAAAACCGAACUUUGAUUUCUCUCAUAAACACAAUCCAUUCUAUUGCUAUUGCUUGCUGCCGACACAUAACAUCACAAAAUGUCGUUUCCAACAAGGUUAAGGUUUUCCGUCUCUCUUUCCACUCUCAAGUUUCCCUCUUUUCUUCCAAACCCCUCACUCCCAAAACUCCAUUCUCACUUUCACUCUCGACCCCCCUCCUUUGAAAAUGUUGAUGAUGCUCUUUUCCAAUUCCAUCGCAUGCUGUGUAUGCGUCAUACCCCUCCCAUCAUCCAAUUUAACAAGAUUUUAGAUUCCUUUGCGAAGAUGAAGCACUAUCCCACUGUUGUUUCCCUCUCUCGCCGAUUGGAACUCAAGGCUAUUCAGCCUGACUUCUUUACUUUGAACAUCCUCAUUAACUGUUUCUGCCAUUUGGGUCAAAUCAACUUGGCUUUCUCUGUAUUAUCCAAGAUCCUCAAAUGGGGUUAUCAGCCAGAUACCGUAACCUUGACAACACUCAUCAAAGGUCUCUGUCUUAAGGGUCAGGUCAAGAAGGCAUUGCACUUUCAUGAUAAGUUAUUGGCACAAGGAUUUCGGCUGGACCAAGUUAGUUAUGGGACUUUGAUCAAUGGGGUGUGUAAAAUUGGAGAAACAAGAGCUGCCAUUCAGUUGCUGAGAAGGAUUGAUGGGAGAUUGACUGAGCCUAAUGUGGUAAUGUAUAACACAAUUAUUGACUGUUUAUGUAAACGUAAACUUGUAUCUGAGGCUUGCAAUUUAUUUUCUGAAAUGUCUGUCAAGGGAAUUUCUGCUAAUGUUGUCACUUAUAGUGCCAUAAUUCAUGGCUUCUGCAUUGUUGGUAAGCUGACAGAAGCACUUGGGUUCUUAAAUGAAAUGGUAUUGAAAGCCAUCAACCCAGAUGUCUAUAUCUAUAAUACACUGGUUGAUGCAUUGCAUAAAGAAGGAAAGGUGAAAGAAGCCAAGAAUGUGUUAGCUGUGAUAGUGAAAACAUGUCUGAAACCUAAUGUUAUUACUUAUAAUACUUUAAUUGAUGGCUAUGCAAAACAUGUCUUCAAUGCUGUGGGCCUAAUGGGAGUAACUCCUGAUGUUUGGAGCUACAAUAUCAUGAUUAACAGAUUAUGUAAGAUUAAAAGGGUGGAGGAGGCCUUGAAUCUCUAUAAAGAAAUGCAUCAGAAAAAUAUGGUUCCUAAUACAGUGACUUACAAUUCUCUUAUUGAUGGUUUGUGCAAAUCUGGUAGAAUCUCUUACGCUUGGGAUCUUAUUGAUGAGAUGCAUGAUAGAGGUCAUCAUGCAAAUGUUAUCACCUACAAUUCCUUAAUAAAUGGUUUAUGCAAAAAUGGUCAGCUUGACAAGGCAAUUGCAUUGAUCAACAAAAUGAAAGAUCAAGGAAUUCAACCGGAUAUGUACACAUUAAAUAUACUUCUUCAUGGUCUAUUAUGCAAAGGCAAAAGACUUAAGAAUGCUCAAGGGCUUUUUCAAGAUCUUUUGGAUAAAGGCUAUCAUCCAAAUGUUUACACAUAUAAUAUUAUAAUAUAUGGGCAUUGUAAAGAGGGGUUGCUUGAUGAGGCAUAUGCUUUGCAGUCAAAAAUGGAAGACAGUGGUUGCUCCCCUAAUGCUAUAACAUUCAAAAUAAUUAUCUGUGCUCUCUUGGAAAAGGGUGAGACUGAUAAGGCAGAGAAACUUCUUUGUGAAAUGAUCGCUAGAGGCUUGCUGAAAAGAUAAAGGUCACACACCUCAUUUCCAUAUCAAAUUGCAUAUCUAUUGUUGUUGACUUUACAUGAAUGGUUUGUAAAUUUUGUGUUUGUUUGAUCAGAGGAGUUGGUUAUGCAGUGGCCUCACUGCUGCUGAUGUUUUUGUCAUUCCACAUUGGAUAUGCAGUGACACACCUCAGUUAUCUAUUAAGUUACAUUUCUAUUGUUGUUGAAUUUAUAUGAAUGGUUAGUAUAUUUUUUAUCUGUUGGAUCAGAGGAGUUAGGCUACACAGUGGCCUCUCUGCAGCUGAUGCUUUCAUAGUUCCAUGUUGGAUGUGAAGAGUUGAUAAUUUUUUAUUUCUUUGCAUUUUGAUUGCUAUAGUCGAUUAGUCAUAUCAAAAGUAUAGAAGGUGAAACUCUUUAGUUCCCUCUGAAAUUUCAUUUUUUAUGUUAGAAUUCGUUUUAAAUGAUUAGUAGAGGAGUUGAGAGCAAUGACCUCAUUGCCGGUCAAGUUUAUAUAUUGAUUUUGGUCU